This is a messenger RNA of Rhizoctonia solani, 819 nucleotides long. RefSeq lists its product as uncharacterized. The record is from RefSeq and is a predicted model, not a curated record. Bases 1 to 819 code for a protein of 272 amino acids. The transcript is spliced from 3 exons. NCBI's taxonomy places the organism in Eukaryota, Fungi, Basidiomycota, Agaricomycetes, Cantharellales, Ceratobasidiaceae.
AUGUCCACAGAAACCAAUGUACCUACGCCCAACCCAAGUGACUCUAGGCCGCCUGAACUUCAGAGAGGGUCGUUUACGCGCGUCAAUACCUAUAUCCCAGAAGAUUUGGCAACGAAACUACGCAACGUUCCAGCGCGAAUCCGUAAAAGUGUGACAGAGGGCUACAAGACUUGGGACGGCGAGCCUAUUGCUCCGAGUGUUUCGCAUACACGCGACUCGCGCGCCCAGCUCGGACAUGGUCCUUUGCGCCCAUCUAUCUUUCAAUCAUCCAAUAACGAAGGGUUUAGAAGAGUCAUGACUACUCCGAAUCCUUUGCCCUCGAACUCCGGCUAUACCGGGAUACCUCGCUUUGCCGAUUUCGGGGAACCCCCCGCUAGGCCAAUCCCUGCAAACGGUGGUGUACGGGCGCGAGUAGCGUCUUUGGGAACUUAUCCCGCUUCCCUCCCGGCCACUUCGCGAAAGGGGAGCAAUUCUUCAAAACACACCGAGACGGUAAACGACGAUUCGGAUUCGGAUUCAGACGUGAAUGAUGCGAAGAGUGCGACCGGCUCCGACGCAUUUGGAGAGUUGUUCGAGGCCGGGGAAGAAAGAAGUUCCGGACAGUCCAGUAUGUUCGGCUCUAAGCCCGUAGCUCUCCCAACGACGGGAGACGCACCGCGUCAACCUCGGUCAUUCCAACAGACGCAAUCGCUACCUGCUGGUAGUCUUGAGUUUGGUAUUGGAACAGGGCGUGGGGUUUCUACUCUUGAAUCUUUGGACGAGGAAGAACCCUGGCGCCAACAUGAUUUCAGCCGCUAUGCGAGUAUCCCUCCGGAGUAG